GGAGGGAGAAUGGAAACUUCCCCUUAGCGCUCAAAGCAACCAGAUUCUAAUGACAGACUCCUGUCACCCUUGGGACCUCCUCAAACUGCAAGCGACUGACCUACCCAGAGACAGCAGUAACAGAGCAGAGGUGAAGAUGAAACCUUUGGAGUGGGCAUUGGUGACAUUGCUCCUGCUGGCCCUGGCUGUUGUCACACUGGCUGAGGUCUCCUGCACUGGGCAUGCUUUCAUCCCAGGGAUUCCUGGAACACCGGGGGUAGCUGGCACCAAUGGCAAAGAUGGCAGCCCUGGUAUAAAGGGAGACAAAGGGCUGCCCGGAGUGUUGGGAGAUUCAGGAGAAAUUGGAGAAAAGGGAGAUUCUGGGAGCCCUGGAAACCCAGGGAAAGUUGGUCCAAAGGGUCCCACUGGCCCCAAAGGCAUCCCUGGGCCUGUGGGUCCCCCUGGACCUCCAGGUGAAUCCGGAGACUAUGGCAACUUGGCAAAGUCAGCCUUCUCUGCCUCAAGGACCAUCCAUAGCCAGCUGCGGAAGGACCAGCCCAUCCGCUUUGACCGGAUAAUCACCAAGGAAGGCAGUGAUUAUGAGCCCAGGAGUGGCAAGUUUAGUUGCCGGACCCCAGGACUGUACUACUUCACCUACCAUGCCAGCUCCCGGGGCAACUUGUGUGUCCUCCUAAUCAAGGCAAGCCGAGGCUCGGCUAAGGAGGCAGUGGUGACCUUCUGUGACUUUGUCUACAACACCUUCCAGGUCACCGCAGGUGGGGUGGUACUCAAGCUGGAGGUGGGUGAUUCAGUGUGGCUGGAGGUCAAUGACAAAAAUUCCCUGGUGGGGUUGGAUGGAGCCAAUAGCAUUUUCUCUGGGUUUCUGCUCUUCCCUGUUAUUUGACCUGGUAACCCUAAUCCUGUCUUCUACUUUCCCCCUCACUGUGUUUCCACCGUCUCACCCCCAAAUAAUUUGACUUCAUGUAAAAAUAAAGAAUUUUAGAGCUACAAA
This is a messenger RNA of Vombatus ursinus (common wombat), 991 nucleotides long. RefSeq names its product complement C1q B chain (gene C1QB). Gene Ontology annotation, molecular function: protein binding. Lineage: Eukaryota; Metazoa; Chordata; Mammalia; Diprotodontia; Vombatidae. The record is from RefSeq and is a predicted model, not a curated record. The transcript is spliced from 3 exons. Bases 50 to 883 code for a protein of 277 amino acids.